AUGCUAUCUAUUCUAAAGUGUAACUCUUGUGUGAUCUAUUCUGAGCGCUCUUUUCAUAUUUUUAUUUAUUUAUCCGUGUCUAUUUUAAUGCUGUCAUUUUAUACUUUAAAGCAUAUGAUUAGGGAAAUAUCCUUUUAUUCUAGUUGUAGGAGAGAAAUAUAGUUGUAGCAGAUAAUAAUAAUAAAUGACUUGUAUAUAAAAGAAGAACUCAAAGUUAAAUAGUAUAGUAGCAUAAUAUAACUCAAUCAUUCUUUCAGCCACAGUCUUCAAACUUGGUGGUGAGUUAUUCGUCAAUCGUAAUUAUUCUUUCAUUAUUGAUUCUUUAUUACUUAUUUUAUUUUAAAAUGAGUUUCCAAAUUUGUCUUGUUGUGGCAUAUAAUCCAUAUCAACAAUAUCCUUCUUAUAUAAAUUAUGGAGGAUAUGGAUAUCCGCAUACAGCAGCGUUAUAUGGACAACAUCAAUUACUUACAAACACACCUACUUAUUAUCCUCCUACAGCAAUGACUAAUUAUUAUUCAAAUAUGAAUCCAUAUAGCUAUGGCAAUUAUUAUUAUCCCACCACUGCUAACACUGCUACUACAGGAGGAUAUCUAGGUGCUAAUUCAAGUUAUUAUAAUGGCACAUAUGGGAAUGGAUAUGGGAAUGGAUAUGGGAAUGGAUAUGGAACUGGAUAUGGAACUGGAUAUGGGAAUGGAUAUGGUUAUUUACCUUAUAAACAAAAUAGUACUCUUCGAAAUAUAUUUAAUCGAAUUCGUCAUGGUUCAGCUUAUCCAUAUGGUUAUCCAAAUACGUUGGGAGGAUAUGAUUAUGGAAGAUAUAGAGGAAAUUGGAUUGAUUGA
Cokeromyces recurvatus is the source of this 839-nucleotide messenger RNA. RefSeq lists its product as uncharacterized. NCBI's taxonomy places the organism in Eukaryota, Fungi, Mucoromycota, Mucoromycetes, Mucorales, Mucoraceae. The transcript has 2 exons. The record is from RefSeq and is a predicted model, not a curated record. Bases 345 to 839 code for a protein of 164 amino acids.